Messenger RNA from Rhizopus microsporus ATCC 52813, 1864 nucleotides. RefSeq lists its product as uncharacterized. Gene Ontology annotation, molecular function: zinc ion binding. The record is from RefSeq and is a predicted model, not a curated record. Lineage: Eukaryota; Fungi; Mucoromycota; Mucoromycetes; Mucorales; Rhizopodaceae. Bases 66 to 1778 code for a protein of 570 amino acids. The transcript has 13 exons.
GCUGUUUCAAUCCACAAAAACUAAGCUCACUAUUUUUUUUUCUUCUAUUCUUUUAUCCUUUAAGCAUGGAAACGACCACAGAGAACAACACAAAGCCUUUGUUUUGUGUAGAAUGUAACGACCAAGAAGCAUCUAUCUUUUGUGAACAGUGUGAUGAAGACUUUUGUGAAGUCUGUCACGCUAUGCUUCACAGAACAGGUAGUCGUAGACUUCAUACAGCAAAAAAAUUGUCAGUUCAUCAUCGUGUUGAUCAGUCCGAUUCAAGUCACGAUGUUGUCAAUGUCAACACAAACACCAAGCAAGAACAAAAGGAAGAGGAUGUCAAUAUGAAACAAGCAUUGCUGGAAAUGGACGGAACAGUUAUUAACAGCAGUGGACCUACCUUUGGAGACUAUAUGACCAAUCGAUCCAAGAAUAUUCCUUUACGUCUGGAUUCAGAAGAAAGACAAUUACUCAAACUUUUGGAUGCUGCACUGAACGUAUCAGAAUACACGGACAAGGUGGACAUCAUCUCUUAUUCAAAUAAAUCAAAAAGAAUUGUUGUCCAAAUCCGAGAUUUAUGCGCCAUUAUCUCGGGCUUAUUUGUUGCAGGAAAUUAUAAACAAGGAGUGGAUUACUUUGCAAAAAACAAUCUACGCGAAAAUGAAGUACUGUUUCAACGUAUCUUUGAAGUCGGCAGAAGACACAAAAUUAUGAACCCGGAAAAGAUGCGAUCGACUUAUGGCAAACUGAUGUACAUGUUGAUGGAUUCGGUUAUCCCUGAAGUAGCUGAAUAUCUUGGCUUUUCUUGUGUUGUACCCAUCAAGACGGUGUAUGACUUUUUAAAGAGCCGAGAUUGCAUUGAUCUACUGCAUGAUGAUAAUAUUGCCUUGGCCACCCGUGAGAUCGCACCAGAGUUUAAGACGAGAGAACAAGUGGAUGGAGAGGUACAACGUAAGCAACAUGCAAUUCGAACUUUAUGUGAAAAGUACGCCAACGAGAAGAUAUCAAAGGAAGAUAUCGAGAGAUGCAUACUGUCCAUCUCGGAUAAUAAUGCAUUCUUAAAGGCCAACAGAGACCCAUGUGACAGGAUGUUAAAGUACCUUUCCAAAUACUUUAAUCCUACCAAACAUGAUGAUGGAUACUCCUUGGCUAUCUCUGCCGGACGACAUGGACAUCGUCUAACGCAUUCACAUUCGACGCAAUAUGCCUAUGUUCACCAAUCGCUCAGUCUGUGGCGUGAGAUUAUGCAUGAGAUGUUUAUGCUGUGGAAGAUGGCAGAUGAAGAUCUCUUAUCGCACACAUCUUACCGACUUACCAACACAGGUCAAGGUCUGAAUCGUAUACAACCCUGUCCUCAUGUUUCAAAGGCAAUGCACAAGAUCUUGAACCGUGCUCAAAAGAAGUGUGGAUCCUGGGUGGGUAGUAGCGUGGUUCAUUUAGGUGAUAAGAAUGUGCCCAACGCGUUUAUGUUUAUAGACAAGUAUAAUCAAGUGGCUCGUAUCUUGACACCCAUCGUGAGCACAUUAGAUAAGUUAGGGUCACUAGAUGACCCUGAAGUGGCAGAUUAUGUUCAAAAGGAAUAUGGAGGCGUAGAGCAGUGUCGAAAGGAUAUACUCUAUGAUUUCUUUAGACAUGGCUUUGAUGGUUCAGGAGCAGACAAUUACUUUGAUGCUGGUAGCUGUAUAGACGGAAGACUGACAUCAGCCUGGAAUUGGUGUUCUAAUAUUGAAAAGAAAAAGUUUUUCCCUAUCUUCCUGAUGACUGGUUUUGUCGGCUUUGAUGGAUCGGAAUGGUGAUAGUAUAUAUAGAUCAAGAAAAUAGAAGGAUAAUAAACUACAUGUUUUACAUUUACAUGCGCGUAUAUCGUGAUAAAGGGAGGGAG